Gilbertella persicaria is the source of this 1385-nucleotide messenger RNA. RefSeq lists its product as uncharacterized. The record is from RefSeq and is a predicted model, not a curated record. Gene Ontology annotation, molecular function: NADH dehydrogenase (ubiquinone) activity. NCBI's taxonomy places the organism in Eukaryota, Fungi, Mucoromycota, Mucoromycetes, Mucorales, Choanephoraceae. The transcript is spliced from 5 exons. The coding region runs from base 315 to 1082 and encodes 255 amino acids.
UAUCUUGACCUCUUGAGAACUGUUGUGACCUGCUGUUGAUGUCAUGGCCCGAACAUAUAUAUAUAUUUUAACGCGCUCUCGACAAAUGCGCUUCUAUUAACUAUUUUAGAAAUUCACUCAAUCAAAGCCACAAACUUGGUCGACGUCACUUAAAGUGGGGGGGGGAGAUAGAAGGACAUGCCGAGUCACCAGCUACGUCAUACUGUUGUUUGGGAGGUUGUGAGAGAGGGAAUCCCGGGCAAGAUAAGCUUCGCCCUUUUUUUUUUUCUCUCUUUUUAUACCAAUAAAAAAAAAACUCCCCACUCUUUUUUAUAAUGGCAUCUAGAUUGAUCAGCACCAGUUUGAUGCGCCUUCCUCGCACUAUGGUUGCAGUUCGUUCUUUUGCCACAACUUCCACUACUUUGCAAGCUGCUCAAAAGAACUACAACAAAGUAUCUGCCGAUCCCAACUUCAAGUCUGGCAAUGACGACUUUCACAACUAUGGCAAAUAUUUGAUGUCUGUUUUACCAAAAUUCAUUCAACAAUACAGUGUUUAUAAAGAUGAGCUCACUCUUUAUGUUGCUCCCACCGCUGUCUACCAAGUCAUGCGCUUUUUGCGUGACCACACCAAUGCUCAAUUCAAAUCUGUUAUGGAUAUCACAGCUGCCGAUUUCCCCACUCGCGCCAAUCGUUUCGAAGUUGUCUACAACAUGUUGAGCAUGAAGUACAAUGGCCGUAUUCGUGUCAAGACGUAUGCUAGUGAAAUUUCACCUGUUCCUUCUGUUGUCCCCUUGUUUAAUGGUGCUAACUGGCAAGAACGUGAAACAUAUGAUAUGUUUGGUGUCUUCUUUACAGGUCAUCCUGAUUUGAGACGUAUCUUGACUGAUUAUGGUUUUGAAGGUCAUCCUUUGAGAAAGGAUUUCCCCUUGACAGGUUAUGUUGAAGUGCGUUAUGAUGAAGAAAAGAAGCGUGUUGUUCAGGAACCUGUUGAAUUGGCUCAAGCCUUUAGAAACUUUGAAGGUGCUCUUUCACCCUGGGAACAAACUGGUCCUGGACGUGAUGAUACUCCCAAGCAAAUUGAAAGUGAUGAAAAGAAGCAAUAGAUAUAAUAAAUUGAUUAUUUAUUCAAGAUGUUCUUUUUUAACUAACCAUAGUUUAUGAUCAAACAAAACAGGCUUUUUAGCAGGAUAAGGUAAUAAUUUCAUAGGGUCACUCUGCAUACUAUUGCUGCUGCUGCUGCUGCUACUACUACUACCGCUGCUAUUGCUUGUUCUUCUUUGUUCAGAUAAAGGAGUCAGAUAUGUGUUGCGUUUUUCCAAAUGUUGAAUAAAUUCAGCUGCUUUUGUCAGCACAGUACUCUUUGAAUUACUGAUCUUUUGAAGUGAAGGAACAAGCUCAAUGAGUCC